Molecule: messenger RNA, 1696 nt
Organism: Drosophila teissieri
Lineage: Eukaryota; Metazoa; Arthropoda; Insecta; Diptera; Drosophilidae
Exons: 4
Coding region: 183-1469 (428 amino acids)
Source: RefSeq, a predicted model, not a curated record
GUCAAUCAGUGACGAUAACAUGCACACUUCCACAUUGAAUUUAAGGUUAAAACAGUUUCAGAACAAAUUUUCAUUAACACGUAACUUUUUCGGCACAUUUUGACCAUAAAAGUGAAACUACAUCGAACACUGCAUUAUCGCGGAGAUAUUUUUUAAACCUAGACUUACCAUAGGCCACCAUCAUGUCGUUACCGAAGCGGUCGACGAAACACCAGCCACUCGACUAUCAGGAACUGCAGAAGCUGGAGCAGUUGUAUCCCGUCGUUAUUGGUGGUGCACCCAAUGUGCAAAUUACUCCUUGGAACGACGUAGAUCGCCAGUUGCAGGACGGAAUGGGCGAGUUGCAGCUCAUGUUUAAUCGCCUGGCACCGCCGCCAUCGCCGGACAAAUGCAAUCCCAAUAGAUCCAAUCCGAUUAUACAUAGUUUGGAUGAUAGACCACUCCCAGUCACGGGAUCAUGGGGCCAUGGGAAGAGAACCCACACGCGUAAUCCGAUCCUAAAUCCAGAUGAUUGUGAACCAGAAAUCGAGGAAAAACCAGAGCAGGCUGUGCAGCUAAUCGAGGAUGUAGAGGAUAUUCCGGCGCAGGAAAUGGAUGCGGGAGCCCGCUUGCUGGCCAUCAGGUUCUUCAAUCUAAUGCUGGCCAAGCUGUGGCGUCGGCGAAGGGCCGAAGUCUGCGAUCUGCACACGCUGGUUCGCAAGUACCAAGUCCAUGCCGCUCGCACCCAAACAGAGCUGUUCACGCGCAACCAAAUGAUCUGCUCGGAGCAGCGACGUGGGGAGCAGCUGAGCAAUCAGCUAAUGCGGGCCAUCAGUCGCGUCCGCGUGACCAUGCAAAGCUGCGCCGAACUGGACACCGAGCUGCAGCAGCUGAGGAUCCGGGAAGAGACGCUGAGCAACGAGCUGGCCUCCAAGUCGCUGGAGUGCGAAUAUUUCGCCGAAAUGCUCGACAGCUUCCGCGCCGAUAUGUUUCGCGAGCUGGCCAAUUAUCGCGAGGGAGCCGCCGAACUGGCCAACCAACAGCGGCGGGCCCUCGAAUUGGAGUAUGAAAACACCGAGCUGGAGGAUCAGCUGCUAACGAUCAAGGAUCAGUUCCUGCAGCAGAACGACCAAAUGUCGGUGGCGCUUGGCGAGAAACAGCAGCAACUGGACGCCGCCUAUGAGACACUGAAGCACUACGAACAGGAGCUGGUCCACCUGGAGACAAAGUACCAGGAGAUGUUGAGCCAAACCGGACUGGAAGCCGACCUGCAGAGGGAGGUCGCGAUUUUAAGGAAGAACAUGAGCCUGCCGCGCUGUCUGAUCUUCUACCUGAGUGCCUGCAAUUGGGGGACUUUUCAUGGUUGCGUUUACCACGUGGUGGCCGGCACACUCGACUGUCUGGCGCCCCCGUUUUCCACACCCCCGAUGACUAACAAUUUACUCAGAAUGGGCAUGGCCGCCGUAUUCCUGCUUUAUGCCAUGUAUUGAUUUGUCUGACUGACGGAUGUGAAAAGGACGCUGGCGACGCAAACAGGUUUAGCCAGGAUGACAGAGGAGUUUAUUAGCCAGCCCAGUAGGUUGGGGUUUCUUGUGAAUAUUUCACAACACACUAGCACAAAUUUAUUGCGAAUAUUAGAUAACUUUUUUGUUUCAUUUUGCCACGGUAUUUCCAAAACGAAAAAAAAAGUAGAAUAAAAUUUUUUACUAGUCUUCAA